GGGAAGAAUUUCGAAAAUUGAUUCAGAAACGUCGCUAGAGUUUCAUUCAAAUUUUCCAUAUCCAAUCAUCGACGAAAUAAGUUGACAGGAAAAUGGUCAAAAAAAGUAACCUGGCAAACACUUUGCAUACCUUCAACGGUAUCUCGAUGAUUUUAGCCGUAGUCGUCAUGGGCCUAUGCUUGUGGCUGCGCUAUGAAUGGGACUUCAAGCACUACGUGUACGAACUGGAAGCCCAAAAGGUUUUGUGGACCGGCCCAUACAUUCUUAUUGCUUCGUCUACUUUGGCAAUGGCAACGGUCGUCAUCGGUGUCUGGGCAACUGUCGUCGAGGACUGCCAACUCUUUUUACUGUUCGUGAUGGGCAGCGUUUUGUCGGUCAUUCUGGGGAUAGCCGGACUAGCCUACACUCUCGAUCAUGGAAUCUACAAGUCUGACUUGACUCCGUGGUUGGAGGAGCGCUUCUUUGUCCUCUUUCACGAGAUGGAUCACAACGAAAGAUCUGCACGCAUCCUGCGAAUCAUUCAAGAAGAUAUUGAAUGUUGCGGUCCUUCCGACUGGAAAGACUAUGCGGCGUUUAACAAGGUCUUGCCAGACGAGUGCCGCAAUCCUUCGACCGGAAAUAUUGCGGGUGGUGGUUGCGCGGAAGAAUUCGCUCGCUGGAUGGAACCUAAAACCGGUUGGCUAUCCGGCAUCGCAUUACUGCUCGUCGUCAUCCAGCUAGGAGGCAUAUCGACCAGCUUGUGGCUAAGGAAAGUAAUUUUGCGAGAGCAUUUCAAGGACAAUAAACCGUAUCGUCCAGUCAGGACAUAAAAAAAAAGCUUAAAAUUAUCCAAUUUAAAUUUCUGACAUUUCUAAAUACACGUAAUGAAAAAAGAGAAAAACCCAGAUAAAGCCGGUUAUAGUAUUAAAGUCUUUAACUUUCCGAAAUCCAUGGUCGUAUUAAGUGACUUGCGAUAUUUCCUAAUACAUCGCAGACACUUGUAGUUACCCAAUUUAUUACUGCGACCUUUCAUACACAUUGCUGGGUUUAUUUAUUAUACUCACGAACAUGAUCCGUACUAAUAACGAAUAACCUUUCCAUUCUGCAUAUGAAUAACGGUCGUUGAUCAACGAUCAACCACAGCGACAAAA
Messenger RNA from Daphnia pulicaria, 1130 nucleotides. Its product is annotated as tetraspanin-2A-like. The coding region runs from base 93 to 809 and encodes 238 amino acids. Gene Ontology annotation, cellular component: membrane. Lineage: Eukaryota; Metazoa; Arthropoda; Branchiopoda; Diplostraca; Daphniidae. The record is from RefSeq and is a predicted model, not a curated record. The transcript is spliced from 5 exons.